AUGACGACGUCCGGUGACCGCUGUAGCCUUUCCGAUCGAGUCACCUUCACAUCCCGAGGGUCCAACACCAAUGGUACGUUAAUUACGACUGUUCAGACCAAUAAAAAUUCAACAAAUAGUCUUCGUUUCUCUUGGUUCACCCUGGCGUUUCCUUGUUACGAUGGCAUUUAUCUCCCAAAGCAAGAAAAUCAGUUUUUGCAUCAUGUUUUGGAUGAUCUGGAAACAUACCAACAGAAAAGAAGCCUUAAAAACGUGCUUCUGUUCCCGCCAUUACCCAGCAGACUGCGAUACUUGAUUCACAGGACAAUAGAAGACAUACCAGAUCUCACCACCUUCUCUGUAGGGGAGAGCUGGUGCCGGAGGGUGGUGGUCUGCCCUUCUGAGCUCAGGGCUGAGUCAGAGGAAGACAGUGAUGUAGAGACCAGCAGCUGCCUUUCUGAAGAGCCCCGUGGCAGCAGGGCGGUGAAGGAACCCGACGUCAAGGCGAAGCCUUCGGCCCCGUCACAUAGCCGAAUACCUAAAAGGCCGGACCAGCCCCUGUACCUGCCACGAGCCGUUCGGAAGAGGCUGUCUCUGCAGGAUUCGCAGGGCUCGGCUGCAGACGAAGACACAAAAAGUUCUGCUCAGUGUUGCAGAGGCUCUCCUUCAGAGUCUUGUUCUUGCCCCAAGGCCACAGAACAAAAAGUUUGCUCGGCCUCCUCUGCACAGGAAGCCUGUGCCGCUGACGGUGUAACUGGUGUGCCUGAGAGCGGCUCACAGCUUUGUUCCCAGGAACAGACUCAAAAGUCGGCGCGAGGGCUGGAUGAAAGCGAGACUGUCGUCUGGGACCAGUCUCUGUCGUUCGCAGAGAUGAGGUUGGAGGAAGCAGAGGGAGAAAACCUCAACGAUGUUCAGGCUGAGGAUACAAGCACAGAUACAGACGAUGUAACUGAACAGAUUAAGAUACAUCUUAAAGAGACAGGCGUCUCUGUUGAGCUUGUUCACAAUGACUACGCAAUCUAUGAGAACGUGUUUCUUAACUCGGAUGACUUCAGCCAUGUCAUUGAGAUUUAUGACUUUCCAUCUGUUUUCAAGACUGACGACCUCCUGGAUGCUUUCACAGAAUACAGUGACGGCGGAAUGAAGAUCAAGUGGGUGGACAACACACACGCUCUGGGUGUUUUCUCCUGCAAGGCGGCAGCGCACCAUGCCCUCUCCAUCUGCCACCCGCUGCUGAAGACUCGAGCCCUCUCUGAGGGGAGUAAAAAAGCCCAGGGCAAGGCAGUCAGAAGGGCAGAAUUUCUCCAGCCGGUGAAGGAGCGACCCAGGACAAACUGCGCAGUGGCCAAACGGAUGGUGACCAGAGCUUUAGGCAUACCGGGACGAGGCAGACUGUACAGAUAUGAAGCUGAACCCUGAGCACAACGAUGAUCCAGCACUGCUCCAAGGAUGCGGCGUCACACAGCUCCCUCUAGUGGUUGUCAGAAGAUUUCCUA
This is a messenger RNA of Poecilia reticulata (guppy), 1475 nucleotides long. It is a transcript of the gene r3hcc1, whose product is annotated as R3H domain and coiled-coil containing 1. The record is from RefSeq and is a predicted model, not a curated record. NCBI's taxonomy places the organism in Eukaryota, Metazoa, Chordata, Actinopteri, Cyprinodontiformes, Poeciliidae. Gene Ontology annotation, molecular function: nucleic acid binding.